This is a messenger RNA of Gasterosteus aculeatus aculeatus (three-spined stickleback), 6961 nucleotides long. RefSeq names its product protein tyrosine phosphatase receptor type B, like (gene ptprbl). The record is from RefSeq and is a predicted model, not a curated record. Lineage: Eukaryota; Metazoa; Chordata; Actinopteri; Perciformes; Gasterosteidae. Gene Ontology annotation, biological process: angiogenesis; peptidyl-tyrosine dephosphorylation involved in inactivation of protein kinase activity. Gene Ontology annotation, cellular component: signaling receptor complex. Gene Ontology annotation, molecular function: protein tyrosine phosphatase activity; cadherin binding.
ACGCACAUCUCCAUCAGCUGGGCCGGUGUCUUCAGGAAGAAUCAUUAUCUCAACUCAACCCAACAACACCCCCAUCAGUACAAUCAGUACAAUGGGUAUAACACCUGUAGCUCCAACAACAACAAGAAUGACCCCACCCACUACCAUCCCUGUAACAACAAAUACUUACACUACAGCAUCUGUAACCCACGAACACGGAGCCAUGACAACAACUAUCAACACCCCUCCACCCGCGACUCCAUCCACCCUUACAACCAGUACAACACCUGUAGCUCCAACAACAACCAGAACAACCUCAACUCCAACCCCACCCACUACCAUCCCUGUAACAACAUAUACUUCCGGUACAGCAUCUGUAAUCCACGGAGCCAUGACAACAACUAUCAACACAACUCCACCCACAACCAGUACAACCAGUACAACACCUGUAGCGCCAAAUACUACCAGAACGACAAAAACUUCUCCUUCUCCUUUGACUACAACUGCACCUCAACCAACAACCCUAUCAUCGACCACCUCUCCACCUGCCUCUCGUUGCUCCAUGAACUUCACUGAGGUCCACCCUAGUUCCAGCUCCGUGGUGGUGACCUUCACCACGAACAGUGUCUCCUGCUCCUUCAGCCUGUCUGAGGACUCUCGGACUGAGGCCUCUGAGUGUGACCGGGAGGGAAGUUCUGGGAUCAUCUUUACCUGUCGGGUAACAGAUCUGGAUCCCGGGACUUUGUACCAUUUAACUGUGACGUCCAAUGAGGACCAAGAGAGGAUACGCUGCUCGGUGCGCACAGACCCAGUGGGUCCGGCUCACUUAGAACUCCAGCUGGACCAGGUCCAGACUCAGUAUGAAAGCCAGUCCGUGGUCCAGAGUGGUUCUCCAGGCCUUCGGGUGUCCUGGUCUCGUUCUGCAGGUCAUGUGGACUGGUAUGAUGUCAUUCUGGAAAACACCAGCUCUGGAACCACCCUCAGGACCAGAAUCAUGGACUCUGCAAUACCCCAGUCUGGCUUCAGCUCUCUUAUACCUGGGACUUUGUACAAUGUCAGCGUGGUGGCUUCAGCUGGGAACAAGAGCGCUCCACCUGUCCACAGGAUGGCCUCUACAGCUCCGUCGUGCGUCCUUGGCAUUCAGGUGGCGUCCUUGUCCUCAGUUGGCCUCCAUGUGUCCUGGCGAAGUGGUCCGGGCAGAUCGGAGCGUUUCAGGGUUCUGCUGAUGGAUCAGGACCGGAUUCCUUUGAAGAACUUCACUCUGCCAAACACUGUGACGUCCACCGAGCUGGACGGACUGCAGCCUGGAACACGCUACACCGUCACAGUUGUUGCAGAGGCUGUCGGUCUGACGAGCUCCACCUCCAAACAGGCCAUAACAGUGCCAGCACCGGUCUCAAAUCUGAGGUUGAACAACAACGGCAGCUCAGACAGUCUACAGGCCUCCUGGGUGUCACCUGAAGGAGGCGUGGACGUCUAUCUGGCAACCUUGUUGGCUAAGGGGUCGGCCGCCCAGGAGCGCAGUCUGCCUCUCAACGCAACCUGGGUGGUCUUUGAUGGUCUGAUCCCCGGUCGUAGCUACUGGCUGUGUAUCAAGACCAUUGCUGGAGGACUGAGCUCAGAGACAUGUACCAGCGGGACCACAGUCCCUCAGUUGGUAUCGACUCUCUUAAUGACGCCUCUCAGUGACGGCAGGACUCUGAGGAUUGGCUGGUCGCCCCCCAGAGGAGACUGGGAUAACUACAGUGUCCUGCUGAGGGACGGUUUGUCGGUUUUGGUAAAUCAGACCAUCAGUAAACUGAGAACCGAGCACCUCUUCUCCCUCCCUAGUCUCGUGCCCGGUAGACUCUACGGGGCUGAGGUCACGGUCCAUAGUGGCAUUCUGGGUAACACUGCUCGCUGCCAUAGACGACUGGCCCCUGGUUCCGUUCAGCAGCUGCUCGUCCAUCACGCUGAUGAGACGUCUCUGAGCGUCUUCUGGAGUCCACCAGAUGGUGAAUGGGAUGGCUUCACCGUGGUACUGAGAGAGGUGGACCAUGCUACUUUCGUGGCUCAGAGGAGCCUCCCCUCAGAGGCCAGCGAGUGUACCUUCAACACCCUCACCUCAGCACGCCUGUACGCAGUCACCGUGACGACCAACAGUGCUGACCUGACCAACUCUACCUCUGUGACCGCCUGGACCAUUCCAGCUCAGGUUAACAGGCUGCAGGUCUCAAGCGGUGGCAGCACUGACAGCCUGCAGACGUGGUGGGAUCGAGGCACCGGUGACCCAGACUCGUACCGCGUACUUCUGGUCCAGGACAGCAGCGUCAUCAAGAACGAGAGUGUGUCGGCCAAUGCCACCGGCAUCAGCUUCCAGGCUCUAAGGCCAGGAACUCUGUACAGGGUGGUGUUGACCAGCGUCAAAGCUGGACAGACCUCCAGACAGACUGUGGCAGAGGGACGCACGGCCCCAGCUGCAGUGGGUGAGGUCACAGUGAGUAACAACGGCCGUAUGGACUUCCUGAGCGUGUCGUGGCGUCCGGCCCCCGGGGAGCUGGACGGUUACCUGGUGACGCUGAGUGACCGGCAGAGGACCCUUCACACCGUUUCGGUGUCUAAAUCCAGUCAAGACUGUGUCUUCAACUCUCUGGUGUCGGGACGUCUCUACAACAUCUCCAUUGCCUCCCGCAGUGGCCCCCACCUAAACCACACCUUCAUCCAGGAGAGAACGCAGCCGUCGCAAGUCCAGAACCCGACAGCGACCCACGCAGCGCGCGAUGACUACCUGAAGGUGUACUGGCGUCAAGCGUCUGGAGAUUUUGAUUUCUACCAGGUGUCCAUCAAAUACAACAACUUGUUCCUGCAGAACCAGACGGUUCUGAAGACGCAGAACGAGUGUGUGUUCAAGGGCCUGGUGCCCGGCCGACUCUACACCGUGCUGGUGAGCACAUGGAGUGGGAAGUACGAGACCAGUGCCUCCACUCACGGCCGGACCUUUGCAGCAGCCGUCCGGUCCCUGGUUCUUGCUGGACGGGGUACAGAGGACCUGCGUGUGGCGUGGUCCGCCGCCCCGGGUGACGUGGAUCACUACGAGGUGCAGCUGCUGUUCAACGACAUGAAGGUGCUUCCUCCGAUCACUCUGGGCAGCGGCGUGGGGGAGUGUCUGCUGUCAUCACUCACACCCGGACGCCUCUACAAGAUCCUGGUUUCUACUUUCAGCGGCCCCAACCAAAGAGCCCAGUUCAUCGAGGGCCGCACAGUUCCCAGUAAAGUGAAGAACAUUCACAUCAGUAACAGUGGAGACAGCAGCAGUCUGAGGGUGAGCUGGACCUCCGGUCAAGGCGACGUGGACCAGUACUCCGUGUCUCUGUCCCAAGAAGACAGACAGCUCGACGUCCGGACCGUCCUCAAACACCACAGCGAGGUGUCGUUUGGCUCCUUGCAGCCGGGACAGAAGUACCGCGUGACGGUGCAGUCGGUCAGUGGAGAGCUGGUUAACAACAGCACGGCCACGGGGCGCACAGUGCCCUUGGCCGUGACGGCUCUCCAGGUGGAGGAGCUUCACCUCUCCUGUGGCCUUCAGGUGAGCUGGCAGGCAGCUCUGGGCGUGUCUGACGGAUACGUUCUGCAGCUCCUGGACCAGCAGGGCGCUGUGCUGACCAACUGCUCUCAGCCCUCCGGACUCACCGGGUUCAAGUUCCACGGGCUCAUCCCGGGAAAGAGGUACCGGGUCCUGGUCCAGACCACCAGUGGGGGGGUCCACAGCCGGGCAGUCAGCACCGGGGCUCGAACACGUCCUGCUCCUGUCACUGAUCUCUCCAUCAAAGCCAACAGCACCACCUACCUUUCAUUCUGCUGGUCUCCACCGGACGGCGAGUUUGACUCCUACAAUGGCUUCUUGUAUCAAAGCGACGAGUCGCUGCAGGAGAGACGACUCGUCCAGUCCACUACUCAGCAGGUCUCCUUCCAGGGCCUCAGACCGGGGGCCCCAUACAGAGUGGUGGUGGUGACCCAGAGCGGGGAGCUGACCAGCCAGUCAGCUGUCUGGGCCCGGACAGUCCCAGCAGCCGUGGUGUCCCUGAGAGCUCAUGGUGGGAACCAGUCCGACGCUCUGCAGGUGGACUGGGGCCGAGGCAGUGGAGAUCUGAGCGGGUAUCUGCUAUCUCUCUACGACCCCGAAGGCGCUCUGAGGGCAGAGCACCAAGUAGGCUCUGAGGCCACGGGGUUCGUCUUCUCAGAUUUGGUGCCGGGCCGACUUUACCGAGCAGAGGUGCUGAGUCUCAGCGGGGGGCUCAGCAACCGAGCCAGCACCUUGGGGAGGACUGCUCCCAAACCUCCCAAAUCCUUCCUGUUCGGGGCGGUCACCAACACCUCACUGGAGGUCACAUGGAGUGGCCCGGUCAACUCCGACUUCGAUGACUUUGACCUGCAGUGGAUACCUCGAGACCGGCUGUCCGUCAUCGACCCGUACCAUAGCCGUACCUCUGGCAGUCGCAUCCUCAGGGGCAUGUUCCCGGGGAGGCUAUACACCUUCAGCCUCCGCAGCAUCAGUGGCUCCGUGGGUGGGGCUACAAUGGGCAAGGCCACGCCCACCUACAGCACAGCCAUUCACGGCAGCAUCCGGACUAAGCCGGAGCGGGUCCACAGCCUCCAUUGCCGGCCUCAGAGCUCCACCUCUAUCAGCUGCUCCUGGGGGCCCCCGGAGGCCGACUUUGACUCCUACACCAUUGAGUGUCUUCACCAGGAAUCACGGGUUCUCGUCUACUCGCGUAGAACUGGCAGAGACUCCGUCUCCUACCUGAUCACCCAGCUGGAGCCACACAAGCACUACGUUGUCUCUGUGAAGGUGAUCUCGGACCAGACCACCAGUGAGGAGGCCCGGGAGAGUGUGGUGACCAUGAUUGACCGUCCUCCGGUGCCGCCCCCCAGUACCCGGAUCAGUGACCGGACCGCCGUGGUCACCAGGUCCUCCAUUUUCUUCAGGUUUAACUGCAGCUGGUUCAGUGACGUCAAUGGAGCCAUCAGGUUCUUCACGGUGGUGGUGGCCGAGUCUCAAGGAGGAGAUGAGGAACAGCCAGACCAGCGGCACCCCCUCCCCUCCUACCUCCACUAUAAAUACAAUAGCUCCAUCAAAUCCUACCAGACCGGCUUCUUCCCCAGCCGCUGUUCUGAGGGUCCCGACAUCGGCUCCAUUGGCUUGGAGAUAAACGUGGGCUCAGGGAUGGACUCGCUGGGUGGUCCCUGUGACCCCCGUGAGUCAGUCCUGGAUCCAGAGACCAGGAGAGACCUGAACCUCUUCUGUGACGGACCACUGAAGCCCAGAACCUCCUACAGGCUCAGCAUCCGAGCCUUCACUCAGCUGUUUGAUGAAGACAUGAAGGACUUCAGCUCUCCUUUGUACAGCGACACUUUCUUGUCACUGCCUGUGGUCACCGAGGCAGAGCCCCUGAGCGGUGUUAUGGAAGGCAUCAGUGCCGCCAUGUUUCUCAUACUCAUGUUGGUGGGAGUCACCGCUGUACUGCUCUACAGACGAGCUGCUCGCAAACUAGUUCAAGACAGAUCGGCAGUCAGAAUGAAUGUGAGAAGAGAGACAACAACAUCAGGAGUCCACCUGGGAGCCAGAGGAAACCGUCGUGUCUCAAGUCCGAUCAGGAUUGUGAACUUUGAGAGUCACUACAACAAACUGCAGGCCGACUCCAACUACCUGCUCUCGGAGCAGUAUGAGGAUCUGAAAGAUGUUGGUCGUAAUCAGCCACUGGACUCUGCUCUGCUACCGGAGAACCGCGGCAAGAACCGGUACAACAACAUCCUGCCCUAUGACUCCACCAGGGUGAAGCUUUCCUACGUGGAUGAUGAUCCGUGGUCCGACUACAUCAACGCCAGCUACAUGCCUGGUAAUAACUUUCGGAGGGAGUACAUUGCAACACAGGGUCCUCUUCCUGGAACUAAAGAUGAUUUCUGGAAGAUGUUGUGGGAGCAGAACGUCCACAACGUAGUGAUGGUCACUCAGUGUGUGGAGAAAGGCAGGGUAAAGUGUGACCACUACUGGCCCUUCGAUCAGGACCCUCUGUACUACGGAGACCUCAUCGUCCAAAUGUUGUCAGAGUCGGUUCUUCCUGAGUGGACCAUACGAGAGUUCAAGAUCUGCAGCGAGGAGCAGCUGAGUUUCACCCGACUGGUGCGUCAGUUCCACUACACGGUGUGGCCGGAUCACGGAGUCCCAGAGAACACUCACUCCCUCAUCCAGUUUGUGCGGACUGUGCGGGACUUUAUCAACAGAAGUCCUGGAUCUGGACCUGCAGUGGUACACUGCAGUGCCGGGGUGGGUCGUACGGGGACCUUCAUCGUUCUGGAUCGAGUUCUGCAGCAGCUGGACACCAGAGACGUUCUGGACAUCUACGGCUCAGUCUUUGACCUGCGACUCCACCGGUCACACAUGGUGCAGACGGAGAGUCAGUAUGCGUACCUCCAUCAGUGUGUACACGACGUUCUUAGAGCCAGGAAGCUCCACUGUGAGCAGGAGAACCUCCUCUACCCCAACUAUGCAAAUGUCAACCACAAGCCCGAAAGAGAAACCCUCUGCAGACGUUAAAGAUUCUAUACUGAUCAAUAUGAUCAAUGUGAUCGUUAUGUUAGACUAUUGAUCAAUGCUUUCUAUUCUAUUCUAUUCUAGGCUAUUUAUGUAAAAUGCAGAAUUCAUAUUCAACUGAACUGUAAAUUUACUUCAUAUCUGUAUUUGUAUAUAUUUCGUUAUAUAUAGAUUUAUUUCUAACUUAUGUUUUUAUUGUGUUGUAUUUUAGAUUUCUGUUAUUACAGUUAUUAUAUAAAAUAAUCACACAAAAGGAAGUACGUAUAUUUGAUCAAAAUGUAUUAAUGUUUUGAAGGUAAAAUGAUUUCCUUUAAUUAUGAAUGUAUGUAUCAAAUAUUUUCAGAAAAAUCUACUGUAUUUUGUUUUUAAUGAACAUGUGAGAGCAGUUAAUUAAACACCACAGAAGAAGUA